Messenger RNA from Orussus abietinus, 2244 nucleotides. RefSeq names its product fatty-acid amide hydrolase 2-A. The record is from RefSeq and is a predicted model, not a curated record. Lineage: Eukaryota; Metazoa; Arthropoda; Insecta; Hymenoptera; Orussidae. The transcript is spliced from 12 exons. Bases 36 to 1793 code for a protein of 585 amino acids.
ACAUCGCAGGAAGUCGCGAGAGGGUAGAGGUGAAAAUGAUUCUGCAUUCCUUGGCUUGUAAUGCACCUAGGAUUGCCGACGAGGAACGAUCUUGGGGAAGGGCCGGAAGAGGUUUCCUAGGACGCAAGAAACCAAGGGGAAUGGAGGUUGCACUGUCCUUCGCGACGAUCCUCUACACCGAUCUCAGGUCCAGCAGCGUGGAGAUGUUUAACACCGUUACCAAGGGGAUCAUCAAGGUGAUCAUGAUCUUCGCGACUCUGAUCAUCAUACCCAUCACGAGGAUUCGAGCUCGCAAGAGUCGACAACCUUGUCCACCAAUCGGGAACGACCUCCUGAUGCUCCCGGCCAGCGAAGUGUCCCGAAGGAUACGGAGGAAAAAAGUGACCAGCGAAGAGGUCGUCAGGGCAUACAUCACCAGGUGCAAGGAGGUGAACCCCGCGAUCAACGCCGUGGUGGAGGCGAGGUACGAGGCCGCUCUUCGGGAAGCUCGCCAGGUCGACGACUCGGUCCGCUCCGGAGGACGCACCGAGGAGGAGAUCGCAAAGGACACGCCUUUGCUCGGUAUCCCUGUCACGGUGAAGGAGAGUAUAGCGGUACGAGGCAUGAGUCACUCCGUGGGGUGGAAAAGGGAGCAGCCGAUCACGGCCCAGGAGGACGCCGACGUCGUCAAGAGGGUGCGCAAGGCAGGCGCCAUCCCCAUCCUGGUCAGCAACACUCCGGAGAUGUGCAUGUACUGGGAGACCUACAACAAGGUGACCGGCAUGACCUGGAACCCCUACGACACGAAGAGAUCGGCCGGCGGAUCUUCGGGGGGAGAGGCCGCCUUGCUGGGCUCCGGGGCGUCGCUUUUGAGCCUGUCGUCGGAUAUCGGAGGAUCGGCCAGACUUCCGGCAAUGUUCUGCGGAGUUUUCGGCCAUAAACCGUCCCCAGGCUGGAUUUCCACCGAGGGCCACUUGCCGAAUUGCGAUGACGAGAACUGGACCACCUUCUUCAGCAUCGGUCCGAUGGUCAGAUACGCCGAGGAUCUGCCCGUUCUUCUGAAGACUAUGUGCCGAUCGGAGUCGAUCGCCAGCAAACUCGACCGGAAGGUCUUCGUUAAGGAUAUAAAAUUCUUCUACAUGGAGGAUGACUGUGGAUCGGUGAUGACGAACACCGUGGACCCGGAAAUCAAGACGGGCAUACAUCGGCUGGUUCGACACCUUGAGAAAACCCACGGGACCAAAGUACAGAAGGUGGAGAUGAGAGAUAUGAGAUUCGCCUUCGAGGUCGCGACAGCUAUUCUCCUUGGGAUCAACGGUGCGGACACGAUUUUCACGAGAGGGAACGAUCGUCGAGAGUGGAAGAGCGUUUCCGUGGAGGCCUUGAAAUUCCUUUUCGGCAAGUCCUGUCACACGUUCCCCAACAUUGUGUACGGGAUUCUGAAAAAAUUCGCAGACAUGAGUCCGCGAAGCCACUACGAGAACAUGGUGGAGAAGAACAAAAUGCUGAAGAAACAGUUCGAGGAGCUCCUCGGGGACAACGGAGUCCUGAUAUAUCCCACCUUCGUCUCCGCUGCAAGUUACCCUUUCGAGUUCUUGUGCAAGAUCUGCAGCGUCUCCUACAUGAUGAUUUUCAAUUCUCUCGGACUUCCCGUUACGCAGUGUCCUAUAGGACUGAACAGGAACGGGCUUCCUAUCGGACUGCAGGUGGUCGCAAAUGCAGGUUGCGACGUUCUUUCGAUCACCGUGGCCCAGGAAAUCGAGAGAGCUUUCGGUGGCUGGGUCCCACCGCCUCCCAAAAACAGGAUCGUUUGACCUCGUUCAAGUGGCUCAGCUUCCCGUGGAAUUUAAAAAAGUCCGCGUCCAAGCUAAUGAAAAGAAUCGCGAACCAUCUCGAAGAUUGCCAUCUCUCGAGAUGACCGGUAAAUGCGUCCUCGUCUGUCAGAAGUCUGCACGCAAUUGGCAGGAGUCAGCGACCGAGCGGAGUGGGAUCGUUGAACGUAAGACGGAUUCGUCUCUUACGACUAUCUUCCGCUCUACCCAUAGAAAAUCAUUUUCCUCGGUAAUGAAAUUAAGAGAGGAAAAAUCUAAGCGAUUUCGGAGCAUCGAUGGCUCCGACUGGUUCGAAAUGUACAGUUCGAAUGGAUUAAGGAAGUGCUUUGUUAUAUUUAUCAUCGUUAUUUAUGUACCGAAAUUUUUACUGACGCUACAAUAAUGAAGCUACGUUUUAACUAGGAGUUUAAUUAAAACUCGCAGUCUACAGAAA